CUUUGGGUGUUAUAAGGUUCAAAAUGACCUGGAGUUUCGAAUUGAUCGCCAAGGUGACAUCGUUGCUAUGCCUUGUUUUUACGAUCUCAGUGUAUCUUAUGGUUAAGAACCUUAGGAAUGUUCUAGGCAAGUGCCUUAUUAGUAGCCUGAUCUGUCUUGGCGUGUUUUGUUUUAUUACGGUUGCGAUCGAUUACAAUGGCGAUUACACUAUAUUUAUCGUUUUAUAUUUCUGGAGUACUGCUUAUCAUAUCUGGAACUAUGUCAUCAGUUUUCAUCUAUGGACCAUUUUAAGUUCGCCAAAUCGCGAUGAGCCUCGUUAUCAGUUCCUCAUAUAUAGUGCCUUUGUCUGGAUCGCCGCAUUUAUCUUUACUCUAGUCAUAUAUUUCAAGCAGAUAAGUGGCUAUGACCUACCCGCAAUUACGGAUCGAAAACCCAGACUUCGUUCCAAAUAUAAGUGGAACGAUUUAAAUGUCUUCACUAUUAUAAUGAGGCUGACGAUAUCGAUAAUAGCAGCAUGUAGUGUGAUAACUUUUUUUCGGACCUCAAUUUACAUAUGGAAAGUCAUGAGGAAAAUGAAUACGCUCACAGCCGAGGAGAAGAUGAUGACGAAUUUCCUGAAUUUCGAUAGUGAGACUAAUAUACAGUUUAUGUGGAUCUUUUUCAUUACGGGCAUAUUUUGGGUCCAGGAUGUCACUUGCUUGUUUUUGUCCUUUUUCUGUCCAAUGUGCACUAACAUAUUAUUGGAAAACUUUAUUUUAUACUUCGGCAUUCUCAUUUUUGUAAUGCUUAUUCCUAAGCGUAGCAUCGUGAAAAUGCUAAUGGACAGCAUUCGAAAAACGCCAAAGGAGCAGUGUGUCCGGGAAAGCAUCGGCUUAAAUAAUUUAAGUUUAAAACACUGAUCAUAAAUGCGAAUUUGUUUCCUCUACAUAGUUGAAAAGCUAAAAUAAAAGAAAACUAUUUUGGAAACUAUAAAUAUUUUUACCCUUGCAGAGGGUAUUAUAAUUUCAGUCAGAAGUGUGCAACGCAGUGAAGGAGACAUUUCCAACCCUAUAAAGUAUUUAAAAUGUAAUUACAACAAGAAAGGAAGCAAACUUCGGCAAGCCGAAGUUCAUAUACCCUUGCAGCUAUUGCAAUUAAAUAUUUUUGAAAACAUUAAAAUUAAGAUUUACUUGUGUAUAUGUUUAAAAACAUUGAAGCUAUGAUGAUUUG
This is a messenger RNA of Drosophila gunungcola (fruit fly), 1209 nucleotides long. Its product is annotated as probable G-protein coupled receptor Mth-like 12. The record is from RefSeq and is a predicted model, not a curated record. The transcript has 7 exons. Bases 24 to 899 code for a protein of 291 amino acids. NCBI's taxonomy places the organism in Eukaryota, Metazoa, Arthropoda, Insecta, Diptera, Drosophilidae.